CUUGUGCCCUAUCCCCUUGGCACCAAAUGAACGUCCUACUGACUUAAUGUUUUAUAUCUAUUGGAAAAUAUAUACUGCACCAUUGACCCACAUAGCGCCGUUUCUACUGGAAACGCGUCAUGGAAACCACCCAAAUCAGUUGUUAAAAAAAAAACUAGGUGAAAAAUCUGUAUACAAACAGUUCAUCAGAGAUAAUCACUGUAGCAAAAUGUUACUAGAUGCUCCAGAAAGACCCCCUCGAUCUCUACGGUACGUGGAGGAUGCUUUCGAUCAGAUCAGUAAAAGGAGAAACAUUCGGGACAUAGUAAUUCUCAACGAUCUGGGGCAUCCGGUAAAGAGUACUAUGGGUCACGAUGACUCCGUUCAGUUUGCUGGACUUUUCCAGGCGAUUCGCGGACGACUGGAGCGAGGGAUGAAGAUAAUUGAUCCCACAGAUGAACUUUUAAUGCUAAGAGUACGUACAAAAACCAACGAGGUGCUGCUAACGCCAGACUCCAAAAUCACAGUUAUUGUCGUACAAAACGCCCAGGAUGAUUUCCAAAAAUAAUUGAUUCUAAAAUAAAAUUGAAUUGUACCUGACACUAUAAAAUCUGUUAGAUAUAUCAAAGGUAGGUAA
Messenger RNA from Drosophila miranda, 616 nucleotides. Its product is annotated as dynein light chain roadblock-type 1. Gene Ontology annotation, biological process: microtubule-based movement. Bases 47 to 547 code for a protein of 166 amino acids. Gene Ontology annotation, molecular function: dynein intermediate chain binding. The transcript has 2 exons. Gene Ontology annotation, cellular component: cytoplasmic dynein complex; cytoplasm; centrosome. The record is from RefSeq and is a predicted model, not a curated record. Lineage: Eukaryota; Metazoa; Arthropoda; Insecta; Diptera; Drosophilidae.